Impatiens glandulifera is the source of this 1998-nucleotide messenger RNA. RefSeq names its product lysine histidine transporter-like 8. Gene Ontology annotation, cellular component: plasma membrane. The transcript has 4 exons. NCBI's taxonomy places the organism in Eukaryota, Viridiplantae, Streptophyta, Magnoliopsida, Ericales, Balsaminaceae. Bases 261 to 1820 code for a protein of 519 amino acids. The record is from RefSeq and is a predicted model, not a curated record.
UUCAUCUUCACCGUCGACAUCUCAUCGAGAUCCGGGAAUUAGUCUCCUCUGACCGUCGUCGUUGGACAGGAUUCCUUGUUUCCACACUUUCACUCAUCUUACUCAUGCUCUGACAAAAAAACAAAGAACAGACAGUGAGAAAAAAAGUGAGAUUUUCAAAGAUACAUUAGCACUCUUUUCCCCCACCCCCAUUCUUCUGAUCAUAAUACAAACAAACCCGAACGACUUCGGAGUGCUUGCUUUUAGUUUUAACGAUAGUGAUGGACGAGAGGCCGGAGACAGAGCUGAUAUCGAUACCGGCAACGCCGAGGGUAUCUACACCGGAAACUCAGACACCUUCUGGCCAGAGAUCGCCCAGAAACGCCGCGGCUGGGAAGGAAACGAGGUCAUGGACGCCUACAUCUUUCAUCUCGCCGCGAUUCCUCAGCCCGAUUGGAACGCCGAUGAAGAGGGUUUUAGUAAACAUGAAAGGGUAUCUCGAGGAAGUUGGUCACCUCACUAAAUUGAACCCACAAGACGCGUGGCUUCCGAUUACUGAGUCUCGGAAUGGAAACGCUCACUAUGCCGCGUUUCACAAUCUCAACGCCGGCGUCGGAUUUCAGGCAUUGCUCCUGCCUGUUGCUUUCUCUUUCCUUGGCUGGAGUUGGGGAAUACUUUCAUUAAUGAUAGCUUAUCUGUGGCAACUUUACACGUUAUGGAUUCUGGUUCAAUUACAUGAAGCUGUUCCUGGGAAAAGAUACAACAGAUAUGUAGAGCUUGCACAAGCCGCAUUUGGAGAAAGAUUGGGUGUCUGGCUUGCUCUGUUCCCUACUGUUUACUUAUCAGCUGGAACCGCGACAGCUUUGAUUCUCAUCGGUGGGGAAACAAUGAAACUCUUUUUUCAAAUAGUUUGCGGACCACUCUGUUCAUCAAAUCCUCUGACGACAGUCGAGUGGUACUUAGUGUUCACGUCUCUUUGUAUAGUCUUGUCCCAACUCCCGAAUCUCAAUUCCAUAGCCGGGUUGUCUCUUGUCGGAGCUAUAACGGCCAUUACUUACUCCACUAUGGUUUGGAUUCUAUCUGUCAGCCAUCCGAGGCCACCUUCAAUCUCUUACGAACCCGCUUCAUUGCAUUCUUCUGCUGCCACUGUCUUCUCUGUUAUGAACGCCUUAGGUAUAGUCGCGUUUGCUUUCAGAGGACAUAAUCUUGUGAUGGAGAUUCAGGCGACGAUGCCGUCGACAUUCAAGCAUCCAGCUCACGUACCUAUGUGGAAAGGAGCAAAAGUAGCUUAUUUCUUCAUCGCGUUGUGCUUGUUUCCUGUUGCAAUAGGAGGGUUCUGGGCUUAUGGUAACCAAAUGCCUUCGGGUGGGAUUCUGAACGCUCUGUUUGCGUUCCAUAGUCACGACAUUUCAAGAGGGCUUCUUGCGAUGACGUUUCUGUUAGUGGUGUUCAAUUGCCUGAGCAGCUUUCAGAUAUACUCAAUGCCUGUUUUCGACAGCUUUGAAGCGAGCUACACAAGCCGAACAAACAGGCCUUGUUCGAUCUGGGUGAGGUCCGGGUUCAGAGUGUUCUAUGGAUUCAUAUCGUUCUUCAUUGGGGUGGCAUUACCUUUCUUGUCUAGCUUAGCGGGUUUGCUUGGAGGGUUGACGCUUCCGGUUACGUUUGCUUAUCCUUGCUUCAUGUGGGUUCUUUUAAAGAAACCAAUAAAGUAUAGCUUUAAUUGGUAUCUGAAUUGGAUUCUGGGUUGGCUAGGGGUUGCUUUUAGUUUGGCCUUUUCAAUUGGAGGAAUAUGGAGUAUGGUUAAUGAAGGGAUCAAACUCAAAUUCUUCAAGCCAAACUAACUUAAACCUUAUUCUCUAUGAAACAAGAGUCUUGUCUUGUCUUGUUGUGUGUAUUAUUAUUUAUUAGCAGCAAUUUCAAUAUUUGUUGUGCUAUAUAUGAGUGAGUACUUGUAUGCAUCUUUUUUUCCUUAUGUAUUAUUAUUGCAUGCAUAUGAAUUAUAUUCAUGGGUUUUGUUUC